UUGGCUCAGUUUCUAAGUGGUUUGUCCAGAUCCAGUCCAUGUUGGGCGCCAGAUCCAGUCCAUGAGAGGGGCCUGGUUGCUGGUGCCGCUGCUGUCGCUGUCACUGGCUGCGCGGGAGGGCUCGGAGCUGGCCGAAGACUUGGACGGAGGAUGGCGCCAUAGCCACGCGGAAAAGCACCGGGACGUGUCUGGUGCGCUAGGUCCGUGGGCGGGCCACCGCAGCAGCCUUGCCGAGCGACGGCAAAGGGCACGUCGAUCUCGUCAUGCCAGACACCGCCGGUCCAGACAGCGGCCCGCGCGGUCCAUGUCCCGCCGGCAGAGUGAGCCUCCCGAGACAGAAACAUCUGGCGCAGAACCUGCCUCUGGUGGAGGUGAAGACGCCUCGCGAGAGGAGAAGCUGCAGAUUGAGACGGCGGCGCGGAAGGAGCCUGACGACUGCGGGCCCUUGAUGGGCGACGAGCCCGCCGAGGUGCAGGCGCAGGUGCGGCGGUGCUUGAAGCAGCGGAAGCGGCAGGUCCUAGAGGUGCAGGAGAAGCUCCAGCAGCGCGCGAAGCAGGAGCGGCUCCUGGCGGACGAGUCGGACAAGGUGAGGAAGCUGCAGAAGGAGAUUGGGGACAUGGAUGCCACCACAGCGGCCUUUGUCAACGACGAGCAGGUCGUCAAGGCGGCGCUGGAGCAAGACAAGCAGCGCGUGCAGCUGCGCAUCAACAAGCUGGACGCCGACGGGGAGGAUGCCGACUGAGAGGCUUUCGCGCAUUUGCGCGGCCAUCUUUUCAAAGAAAGUGAGGCGAAUCGUUGCUCUGGCCUCUCCCGACGGGGCUCUUUGAGUUUUCGUUCUUUGUCU
Effrenium voratum is the source of this 844-nucleotide messenger RNA. Lineage: Eukaryota; Dinophyceae; Suessiales; Symbiodiniaceae. The record is from the annotation of a GenBank genome assembly.